Messenger RNA from Galeopterus variegatus (Sunda flying lemur), 1850 nucleotides. RefSeq names its product MLX, MAX dimerization protein (gene MLX). Gene Ontology annotation, biological process: regulation of transcription by RNA polymerase II. The record is from RefSeq and is a predicted model, not a curated record. NCBI's taxonomy places the organism in Eukaryota, Metazoa, Chordata, Mammalia, Dermoptera, Cynocephalidae. The transcript has 8 exons. Gene Ontology annotation, cellular component: nucleus. Gene Ontology annotation, molecular function: RNA polymerase II cis-regulatory region sequence-specific DNA binding; protein dimerization activity; DNA-binding transcription factor activity, RNA polymerase II-specific. Bases 42 to 779 code for a protein of 245 amino acids.
GGGGGGCCCGCCCGCUGGCUCGUUUCCGGUUCGGUGGGUCCAUGAUGACGGAGUCGGGCGCCUCUCCCGAGGACCCCUGGGUCAAGGUGGAGUAUGCCUACAGCGACAACAGCUUGGACCCUGGGCUUUUUGUAGAAUGCACCCACAAGGGGAGUGUAGUGUCCAGAGCUAAUAGCAUCGGUUCCACCAGUGCCUCUUCCGUUCCCAACACAGAUGACGAGGACAGUGAUUACCAUCAGGAGUCCUACAAGGAGUCCUACAAGGACCGGCGGCGGCGAGCACACACUCAGGCUGAGCAGAAGAGGAGAGACGCCAUUAAGAGAGGCUAUGAUGACCUUCAGACCAUCGUCCCCACCUGCCAGCAGCAGGACUUCUCCAUUGGCUCCCAGAAGCUCAGCAAAGCCAUUGUUCUACAGAAGACCAUUGACUACAUCCAGUUUUUGCACAAGGAGAAGAAAAAGCAGGAAGAGGAGGUGUCCACGCUACGCAAGGAUGUCACAGCCCUAAAGAUCAUGAAAGUGAACUAUGAACAGAUUGUAAAGGCACACCAGGACAACCCCCAUGAAGGGGAGGACCAGGUCUCUGACCAAGUCAAGUUCAACGUGUUUCAAGGCAUCAUGGACUCCCUGUUCCAGUCCUUCAAUGCCUCCAUCUCUGUGGCCAGCUUCCAGGAGCUAUCGGCCUGUGUCUUCAGCUGGAUUGAAGAGCACUGUAAGCCUCAGACCCUACGGGAGAUUGUAAUUGGAGUCCUGCACCAACUGAAAAACCAGCUUUACUGACCGGCUCUUAGAAACCUGCAGAACAGUCAACAGGAGGCCCUUGAGUCUUUCUAUUUGGCCACAGAGCUGCUGGGCCUAUGAGAUUGAACUACAACACCUCACACUGGUCAGCUGGUUUCUACUUGGUGUUUGGUUUUUCCCAGCCCCACUUCAUCUUCAGUGGGGCUGGAGUGUUUGUUUUGUGAAAGCUUCUGAUUAAUUUAUUAUGUUGACCAUAAAACUCAAACCUACCCAGUCUUCCUCCUCCCUAAGGAAGUCCUUGGGAUGGGGGUCUGCUCUGGGCAUGCCAAAGAGCCCCUGGCCUCUCAACCCUUUCUCUAAGCCUCAGAUUUCUGCUCAUGAUUUACAUAUAUUUGGAAACUGCCUCUGUUUUGGUCUCUUGGGCAACAUUUGGCCCAAGUUUGGCCAUUUUGGCAGUAGUCAGAUGGGAGAAAAGGAGUAUGAGGAAAUACUCUCAUAGCCAUGAAAGGCCACCUUGUGCCGAGACUAGGGCAGCCUUGUCAGUCCAAGGUGAGGCCAGGGCGUUCUGGCCUGCUCAGGACUGGGCUACCAGAUCCCUACCCCUCUCCCUUCCAAUUCUCUCACCUCAUCCCUCCCUAUCGACUCCUGCUUUCUGAUCCCAUAGGCAGUAGUACUGCACGGCAAAGGCAGGUGUGACACAGCACUACAUAUUUGAAAUUUUUAUUUUUCUAAACACCAACAAUGCAAUUUUGCUAAAGUUACAAUUUUGGAAAAUCAACUGGGCCUCAAAACCACCCCAGCCUUUCCGUCAAGUGUAUUUGGAUCUCUACCAUCUCUCAGUGUUGCCGGCAUUUCUCCUAGGACUUGGAGGUGGGGUGAAAGAGUAAAGAUACUCAAAAUUUCUCCUGGGGUGCCUAAGCCCAGAGAAUCCUGGGUGAAGCCUUAGGCUCUUCAAACGCUGGUGUAUAGUAGUCUCUCUCUAUUCUUGUCCCCCAAGCUCCCUUCUGCCUUUCACAGGUUUUAUGUCUGGGAGGUUUAAUGUUCCAGAGGAAAUUAAAUAUUUUUAUAUCAAAUUAUAUUACAAUAAAUACUGCCAAAUGCUUUCCUUUA